This is a messenger RNA of Aspergillus alliaceus, 543 nucleotides long. RefSeq lists its product as uncharacterized. The transcript has a single exon. Lineage: Eukaryota; Fungi; Ascomycota; Eurotiomycetes; Eurotiales; Aspergillaceae. The record is from RefSeq and is a predicted model, not a curated record. Bases 1 to 543 code for a protein of 180 amino acids.
AUGACUCGCAACCGUGCGCGAACCAAGUCCCAGCUGGGGAACAGGGCAUCAUCGUCUAGACGUCGUUGCAGGCGCUGGCGCAACCCUCUCGUGUGGUACAUCACAGGCGACAUUGGGUCACUACACCCGCUGCCCGAGAACGCGUGCGGGAGCAGCAUCCCUGAGUCCGAACUGCAGCACUUUCGUGUCCUCCGUCUCCGAGGCCGCGAUCGGCGAUUCAGCUUCGAGUGGUUCGGCGAGUAUUUCGACUUUCAGAACGUCAGCGACCUGAUGCAGAGCGCGCGGUUGGGGGUUCUGCAGUGGCAGCUUAUCCUUGAUCGUCUCGACUCCUCGCCGCAGGGGACGUUGGAGGUGCGGAUUCUGCGCGCAGUUGAUGCCUGCCAUAUUAUGCCCAGAGAAGAAUUCUUCUUUUGGGUGUUUCCUGAGAACCGAUAUCUUUUUCGACUUGUCUUUGUCGAUGGGCCUGAGGGGUUUGAGAAGAGUAGCACGGGUGGCAAGGUUAUCAGGUUUGUGGAUAGAUUUAAUCAGUCCGCUGCCACGUAG